AGGACCACCUCAGCUGCGGCACGCUAUUGGGUGCGCCACAGUAGGGCUUUCAACGCUCUCAGCCAGCGCACCUCCUCAUCCUCACUGGCAUUGAGGUCAGAGCAGAGGAAGGCGAGAGAUUCAGUGUGUGUGAGCUUUUACCUGGAAAUGUAUGCGUUUUUGCUACAUAGUUUGUGACUUUAUAUUUUCCAUUGAGGUAACAUCGUUUUAGCCUAGUCGGACUGAUCAUAGACCACAUUGCGCAUUGUGCUGUGGAGAUGGUGAGUGUUCCGGACGCAGUUGUUCUUCAAGAUGGGGAGACUGUAGUCGAGGAGCCAAUGGGACCUGAGGACUGCAGCGAGAUGGCGAUGGAAGCUCGGUGUCGGGCUGGAGAUGAGAAGGCUGACCGGUGGCGGUCUCUGGGAAUCAUAUGGAGAAACGUUAUCCUCAUGGCCCUUCUGCACAUCGGGGCGGUGUAUUCCAUCCUUGUUAUCCCCAGAGCGAAGCCCCUUACCUGGGUCUGGUCCUAUGUGUGUUUCAUCGUGACAGCCCUGGGGGUGACAGCAGGGGCCCAUCGGCUGUGGAGCCACCGCUCCUACAGGGCCAAGCUUCCUCUCAGAGUCUUCCUCGCAGCCGCCAACUCCAUGGCCUUCCAGAAUGACAUCUAUGAGUGGGCGAGAGACCACCGUGUGCACCACAAGUUCUCAGAGACAGAUGCAGACCCCCACAAUGCAACACGAGGCUUUUUCUUCGCUCACAUUGGCUGGCUGUUUGUGCAUAAACACCGCGAUGUCAUCGAGAAGGGAAGAAAGCUGGACGUCACUGAUCUCCUGGCUGACCCCGUCGUCCAGUUCCAGAGAAGGUAUUAUAAGACCUCAGUCCUGAUCAUGUGCUUCCUGGUUCCCACUGUGGUUCCCUGGUACUUUUGGGGUGAGACACUGUGGAACUCCUACUUCCUGGCAUCCAUCUUGCGUUACACGGUCUCGCUCAACGUCACCUGGCUGGUGAACAGCGCCGCCCACAUGUACGGGAACCGGCCGUACGACCAGAACAUCAGCCCCCGCGAGAACCGCUGGGUCACCUUCGGAGCCAUCGGUGAGGGUUUCCACAACUUCCACCACACUUUCCCCUUUGACUACUCGACCAGUGAGUUCGGCCUGCGCUUCAACCCCACCACCUGUUUUAUCGACCUCAUGUGCUGGAUGGGCCUAGCCAGCAACCGCAAGAAAGCCUCCGUGGAAACAAUACAGUCCAGGAAACUAAGGACAGGGGAUGGGAGCUACGGAGCGGUCAACAGCACACAAGAUAAAGAAGCAUGAGUGGUGGUUCUCACUGAACCAAGUCGUGGUUGAGAAGUCCACGGUGAGACGUCAAUAUAUUCUUCGACCGCCACUGCAUUAUGAUUUCUCAUCAUGUUUCGUCUGCUAUAUUUUGUACUUUGUUCUUUUGGAUCCCUGAAUUCUACAUUAUGUUCUGACACAAAGGUGUCGUUUUUGACUCACUGGUUAGUUAAUCCAAGGUUUAGUCUGGAAACCAAGACAACCAGACACCUUUUCAAAUCACAAAAAUGGAGAAGGGUUUCUAGUGCAGGGUGACUGGUGGGGAGGCAUUAUAAAAGAUGACUCCUGCAUUCAGGAUACACAUGCUGUUUAUUGUCAACGUUUUGGUUGUCGUGUCUUCAAAAAGGUCACGACCGAAACGUGGACGGUAAAUGUCAGUCACAUGCAGAGGUAAUGGUGUAUGGGAGUUAACUUUAUAUGUUUCGACAUGUUUACCAGAACGUGACGUAAGGGAGAGAGGAAAGGUCCCUGGUGUGUUCCCUCUAGCGUGGAAACUCACGUCACCUGUACCAAGUCCCCACCCCCCUUCCAUCCUUCAUCACAUCGAGAUGUCAUUAGGCGGUGUGAAAUAGGGCCGCUGGUUGCGGGGAACAUUUAUUUUAUUCCCUUGCCUUACCAUCAAUCAGAAUGUAUCGCCUGUGAUGUAUAACUUGUCUGUUUCCCUCCACGUUCAGCUUGUCUGCGAGACACAGACAUGCGGAAUAAAGCAAUGUCUAAGUAGACGUCUGAGAAGCAGAUAGAUGACUGAGGAGGUCAGAUAGAUGACUGAGGAGGUCAGAUAGAUGACUGAGGAGGUCAGAUAGAUGACUGAGGAGRUCAGAUAGAUGACUGAGGAGGUCAGAUAGAUGACUGAGGAGGUCAGAUAGAUGACUGAGGAGGUCAGAUAGAUGACUGAGGAGGUCAGAUAGAUGACUGAGGAGGUCAGAUAGAUGACUGAGGAGGUCAGAUAGAUGACUGAGGAGGUCAGAUAGAUGACUGAGGAGGUCAGAUAGAUGACUGAGGAGGUCAGAUAGAUGACUGAGGAGGUCAGAUAGAUGACUGAGGAGUCAGACUGAGUGGAUGAGUAUUACUGGUCUCUGACUGAUUCAGUCUUUAAUGAUCAUAGAUUCUCUGAAAGCAUAGAGGUGAACUAACGGACCGUGGAAGAAGUGGCGGGUAGAUAUUCAAUAUAUCAGUCAAAGCAAGGCCGUACUGCAGCUUCCAUGGCGACGAAUUAGUCGUUUAAAAACGCUCGCAGGAACAUUUCAGCGUUAUCUACUCACUAUGCUGAAAGUUCAGUCUCCACAUUUACACGACACCACUACUCUCAGGUAUAAAACAGAAGUCGUUCGGUCACGAUGUACUUCGUAGUGGGAGCGAUUCAGAUUUGAAUUCAAUACAAGACAGAACACGAGAAAAAGACGUGAGGUACGAGAGCAUGUACCGAACUUUGAUCUAUCCCUUUGAUGAAUUGAUUCCACUCUAUUAUUAUGUGUAAUGAGAGAUAACAUUACCAUAGGACUUUUAUUACUACUCUACUGUACUAUAUAGUAUUGUUGAGAGAUAAGCUCGUCUGUUAUAUGCCUGUGUUUUCCUCCCCCAGUGGUGGAAUGACUGUAUUUGUUUGUAUUCUAUACCUGUCUUGUGUGGGUUUUAUACUGUGUCGAUAUCAAUAGCCUAUAUAUUAUUGAUUUGGUUGUUUAGUUCUUAUUGGACACACACAUACAGUUGUGUUUUGCUAACCUUGUGGGGACACACAAUUGAUUC
This is a messenger RNA of Salvelinus sp. IW2-2015, 3065 nucleotides long. Its product is annotated as stearoyl-CoA desaturase 5-like. Gene Ontology annotation, molecular function: iron ion binding; stearoyl-CoA 9-desaturase activity. NCBI's taxonomy places the organism in Eukaryota, Metazoa, Chordata, Actinopteri, Salmoniformes, Salmonidae. Gene Ontology annotation, cellular component: endoplasmic reticulum membrane. Gene Ontology annotation, biological process: unsaturated fatty acid biosynthetic process. The record is from RefSeq and is a predicted model, not a curated record.